CUUGGCACUUGAGCAGCAACAGGGGAUCAGGAGUGCCAGAGAGCAGAGAUGGAGCUGUUGUACGAAACCCCCUCCAACAAACUUGAUGCCUACAUUACCAAAUAUCUCCUGCCCAGCAAGGAGUUCCAGGAGAAUGUCCAGGAUGCUGUCCACCGGAUCUGCUCUUUCCUGAAGGAGAGGUGCUCCAUGGAUGCCAGGGUGAUCAAGACCGUCAAGGGGGGCUCUGCAGGAAAAGGGACAACCUUGGAUGACAACUCAGAUGCUGAUCUGGUUAUUUUCCUCAGCUGUUUCUCCAGUUACCAGGAUCAGGCACAAAAACGUGCCUCUGUGAUCAGUAUCAUUGAGCAGAAUCUGUUCCGGUGCCACAGGAGCCUGGCCUUCAAAGUUGAUAUCCUGCCCCCACAAGUAAAAGGUGAAGGACGACGCUCACUCUCUCUCACCAUGCAAUCAAGGAAGAAGAAGGAAGCUGUUGAGGUGGACAUUCUUCCAGCAUUUGAUGUUUUAGGACAGAUAACUCUGUCAUACAAGCCACCUCCUAAAGUCUACAUAGCUCUCAUCCAGGCAGGUGGAAAGCCUGGUGAGUUCAAUACUUCUUUCACGGAACUGCAGAGGAAUUUUGUGAAGCACUGCCCAGCCAAAGUCAAGAGUCUGCUUCGUCUAGUCAAACACUGGUACAAGGAGUGCAAGAAGGCCUUGAGAGAAGUACAUCCAUCAGUAUCCCUUCCACCAAAGUUUGCCUUGGAACUGUUGACCAUCUAUGCUUGGGAAGAAGGGACUGGUCGCGAAGAGCAGUUCAGCACAGCAGAAGGAUUUUGCACAGUGAUGAACCUCUUGGUUCAGUAUAAAAUGCUCUGCAUCUAUUGGACAGAGUACUACAGCCUUGAGGAGCCCACAAUAGGGGCACAUGUAAAAGAACACCUAAAGGGACAACGUCCUGUGAUCAUGGAUCCAGCAGAUCCAACAGCAAAUGUAGCCCGGGGAAAAGGUUGGGAUCGGUUGUCCAUGGAAGCAUUAAUUUGCCUAACAAUGCCGUGCUGCAAAAAAGGCAGUGAGCCUGUGACCUCCUGGAAUGUGCAGCCUGCCAAGAAAUUUGCAGAAGAUCAAAAUUGGUGUGUUCUCCUAUGAAACUGUUCUGGACCUGAAAAACAAGAAUGAAGCAUGUACAAAUAUACUUGUGAAUCAACAGCACCUAACUUACAAUGUUAGUGAACUAAAUGAUCAAAAUAUACUCACUGCUUACAAUAUUAGAAGUAAAGAUACUGUCUAGCUUCUUUUUAGACUUGAGGUAGUCCUACAUCCUUUUGAAUCAUAUAUCUCUAAAUUGUGCUUUUAUAGCAGGGGAGAAGACACUGUGGCCUUCAGCUCCCAUAAUUCCUCAUCGCCUAUGAAGCUGGGUAGAGCUGAUGGAACUAAGAGGCCAAACAUAUCUGGAGGACCACAGUUGUCCACUGGUGCUUUACACAUAAUUACAGCCAGAAUGUUUGGAGUUUCCCAGACUUCUAUAGUUUUAGCGUAGUUUUUCAGUAGCACCGCUGUUUUAGAUAAUACAUUUGAGCAUUAAAAAUGUCUACUACACUAACAAAUUAUAACAAUUACAAUACACUUGGCAAGAAAAGCCAACAAUCUCAGCCAUAUAAUUUCCCAUCAACAUGGUCAAAACUGAGCAGGUGACAGUACAACCCAAUGUGUGGAUUCAAGGGAACUUACUCCUUUAUAUAUUGGAACUGCAGUUGAAAAAUUGGUAAUGGCAAUUUUUGCAAAUUAUAUCUUACUAGAUAUUAAAGAUAGGUUGCAGAAUAUGUACUGUUCAAAUAUUCUGUAAACCUUAACCAAAAUUCAGUAAAAGUUAAUGUCAGAGAUUUUUUCACCCACUUGGACAUUUCUCCAUUUCUACUCCUUAUGAAUUUUUUUGUCAUAAAUUCCCUUAAUAUUUGCUUCCCACUGUACAGUUGGCAUCUGUGCAAUAUUAUUUGCUCUUAAUAGGCUGAUUAAGAACCAUCUUUUUGGUAAUUUCAUAGCUGAAAAAGAACCUAAUAAAAUCUGCAUCAAAAAUUUUCUGAGUGUUCAUGGCCAUAACUUAUUUGAAAGUUUGAGGGUAGUGUGUUUCCAACCAAAAAGUACAUUUGUUCCAUAAAUCCUAUUUAGCUGGGAAGGUGUAAGGGACUGACUAUCAAGGUCAUUUGUUGCUUAAAAGAUGAUUCCUUCUCCCAUUCCACAUAUGACGCCAACAGAAAUAGUAUCUGAAUCUUACUUCAUCAGUAAGAUUCAGAAUGCAUCAGGGGUGCAUUCACACGACACAUGUUUAGUGCUAUUAUUUCACUUGAACUGCCAUUCUUCCAUCCUAUGACAUUCUGGAAUUGGCAGUUUAGGCAGGAAAUUUCGGGAUUCAGCCAGUGAACCCCUGUAGAGCCUCAGAAAACUACAAGCCUUAGGAUUCCAUAAGAUUGAACCAUAGCAGUUAAAGUGGAAUCAUAGCACUAUAAGUGUUUGGUGUAAAUGGUCCCCAGAUGUUCUUCACUUCACUACACCUUAAAAUAGCUUAGAGCAGAUAGGAUUGGCACUGUUUUACAGCCCUUUCUUCCUAACAUUUCAUGAGUAUGCCUAGCAACUUGCUAUUAUUAUUUGAACCAAUCCAUUUUGAUAUUGGCCAGUUCUAUCAGUACAGUAUAUGUUUUGAAUGUAAUCCCUUCCAUUCAAGACUAAUCCAUCCAUUUCAGAUCAUUUCUUCAUCAUGCUAUUUCAAUACAAUUUAACAGUAGUCUUUAUUAUAUUGGAAACAUUGGACAGGAUCUAGAAAAAUACUUUGAAUAAUAUAAUCAAUGACACUAUCACCACAGAAACACUGUGGCUUAAAACUAACUGCAAAUCCCUACCAGAAUGGAUCCAUUGAAUCUACUGCUGAAUGACAAAUCAAUACAUACAUUUCAUUGCUUCAAUGAGUUUAUUCUGGGUGAGACUAGCAACUGGAUACAGGCAUGUGAUGUCACUUUAACAUAUGAGACUCUUCAGCUUUGCUCAGCAAUGAAAUCACUCCAAAGAACUAAAGC
This is a messenger RNA of Sceloporus undulatus (fence lizard), 3047 nucleotides long. Its product is annotated as 2'-5'-oligoadenylate synthase-like protein 2. The record is from RefSeq and is a predicted model, not a curated record. Gene Ontology annotation, molecular function: double-stranded RNA binding; 2'-5'-oligoadenylate synthetase activity. The transcript has 6 exons. Lineage: Eukaryota; Metazoa; Chordata; Lepidosauria; Squamata; Phrynosomatidae. The coding region runs from base 49 to 1125 and encodes 358 amino acids. Gene Ontology annotation, biological process: negative regulation of viral genome replication; defense response to virus; regulation of ribonuclease activity. Gene Ontology annotation, cellular component: membrane; nucleoplasm; cytosol.